UCUGUAAGUCAGAAGUUCCAUCUCCUGGGGGAAAUGCUGCUUCUGCCAUUUCGAUUGUUAGCUGUUCUCCUCCCAGGUGCUGACAAUGAGGAUGGCUUCCAGGGAACCACUUCUUACCAUGUCAUCCAGAUCACAUCCUUUGUCAACAGCACCUGGGCAAAAAAUCAAGGUUCAGGCUGGUUGGAUGAUUUGCAGAUUCACAGCUGGGAUGGUGACUCAGGCACUGCUAUAUUCCUGAAGCCCUGGUCCAAGGGCAACCUCAGUGACGAGGAGGUUGCUGAACUGGACAUACUAUUCGGAGACUACAUAUUUAGAUUCAUACAACAAAUACAGGCACAUGCCAGUGCAUCCCAUAUGGAAUACCCCUUUGAGAUCCAGGGCAUAGCAGGCUGUGAGCUACAUUCUGGAGGUUCCAUAGUAAGCUUCCUGAGUGGAGCUGUAGGAGGACUAGAUUUCCUGAGAUUCAUCAAUGAUACAUGUGUGCCUUCCCCAGAGGGGGGCACCAGGGCCCAGCAGGCUUGCACACUAAUCAUGACAUUUCAUGGUCUCAUUGUUACUGGGAAAAAGCUCCUGUUUGAAAUAUGCCCCCGAUUUCUCCUGAGUGUCCUGGAUGCAGGGAAGGCAGAGCUGCAAAGGCAAGUGAAGCCUGAGGCCUGGCUGUCCAGUGGCCCCAGUCCUGGGCCUGGCCGUCUGCUGCUGGUCUGCCAUGUCUCAGGAUUCUACCCAAAGCCCAUGUGGGUGAUGUGGAUGCGGGGUGAGCAGGAGCAGCCGGACACUCAGCACAGCGACCUCCUGCCCAAUGCUGACUGGACAUGGUAUCUCCAAGCUACCCUGGAUGUGGCCGCAGGGGAGGCUGCUGGUCUAUCCUGCCGGGUGAAACACAGCAGUCUAGAGGGCCGGGACAUCAUCCUCCACUGGAGACAACCCAUCUCUGUUGCCUUGAUCUGUUUGGCAAUGUUAGUGCCCUCCUUCAUCCUUUUGCUAUGCCUUGCGCUAUGGCAUAUGAGGCGCCGAUCAUAUCACAAUAUGCCUGAGUCCUCGACAUGUCUUCUCUUCCAUUUGGAAUAAAGACCAAGAAACCUAGGAUCCCACAGUGUCAACCCGGGAGAGGGUCUCCUCACAUUUUAUGAAAUAAUCAUUAUAUUAUGUCAAAACAGACUUUAAACAGAGUUUAAGACAAAUUAUAAUGCAAUACCAGUAGAAAAUGAUUUAAACAGUCAACAUAUCACAAUUCUGUUUCAGUAGUAUGAUCUAUGUCUUCUAUAUUAAAAUGUG
Messenger RNA from Nycticebus coucang (slow loris), 1275 nucleotides. RefSeq names its product T-cell surface glycoprotein CD1b-like. Gene Ontology annotation, molecular function: endogenous lipid antigen binding; exogenous lipid antigen binding; lipopeptide binding. Gene Ontology annotation, cellular component: external side of plasma membrane. Lineage: Eukaryota; Metazoa; Chordata; Mammalia; Primates; Lorisidae. The transcript is spliced from 6 exons. Gene Ontology annotation, biological process: positive regulation of T cell mediated cytotoxicity; immune response; antigen processing and presentation, exogenous lipid antigen via MHC class Ib. The record is from RefSeq and is a predicted model, not a curated record. Bases 34 to 1068 code for a protein of 344 amino acids.